AGGAGUUCCUAAAUUUGGUGCCUGAUUUUUUUUUCUCCUCUCUCUUCCUCUAGGCUAGGGUCAGAGAACAGGUUGAUGGAUGAAGCUGUUGUUUCAGCGAGUUGCCAUCUUGGGGAAGAGGUCACUCUUGACUGGGCAAGGGGUAGAGGGAGAAAGAACCAUGGUCACUGCCGUACGGGAGGUCCAUAUGUGAUGGAAACACGCCCAGAGCCUCUCAGAGCCCUGGGAAGCAAGCAGAGUACAAGUGGGCAGCUGAUCCGUCAGUGAACUCACAGUGGAGAAGUGGAGAGGAGUCCAUCAGGAAAGGCUCCUUGGUAGAAGGUGAUGAUGACAUGGCUGUGCCCCAGGCUUUCCCACCAGGGCCUCUCCAUGAGCCUGCAGGUGUCCUGAUGGAGCCUCAGCUCUGCCCUCGAAGCUUGGCUGAGGGCUUCCUGGAGGAGGAGCUUCGGCUCAAUGCUGAGCUGAGCCAACUGCAGUUUCCAGAGCCUGUGGGCAUUAUCUACAAUCCUGUGGAGUAUGCGUGGGAGCCACAUCAGAGCUACGUGACACGCUACUGCCAGGGCCCCAAGGAAGUGCUCUUCCUGGGCAUGAACCCGGGACCCUUUGGCAUGGCCCAGACUGGGGUACCCUUUGGGGAAGUGAGUAUAGUCCGGGACUGGUUGGGCAUUGGGGGCGCUGUGCUGACCCCUCCCCAAGAGCACCCUAAGCGACCAGUGCUGGGACUGGAGUGCCCACAGUCAGAGGUGAGCGGUGCCCGGUUCUGGGGCUUUUUCCGGAACCUCUGUGGACAGCCCGAGGUCUUCUUCCGUCACUGUUUCGUCCACAAUCUGUGUCCUCUGCUCUUCCUGGCUCCCAGUGGGCGCAACCUCACCCCCGCUGACCUGCCUGCCAAGCAGCGAGAGCAGUUUCUUGGGCUCUGUGACGCUGCCCUCUCUCGGCAGGUGCAGCUGCUGGGGGUACGGCUGGUGGUGGGGGUGGGGCGGCUGGCAGAGCAGCGGGCACGGCGGGCUCUGGCAGGCCUGAUGCCUGAUGUCCAGGUGGAGGGGCUCUUGCACCCCUCACCCCGGAGCCCGCAGGCCAAUAGGGGUUGGGAGGCAUUGGCCAAGGAAAGAAUGAAUGAGCUGGGGCUGCUGCCGCUGCUAACAAAAUGAGUGCCCUGGGGCCCUGCACACUUGCAAGGCCUCCCACUUCAUUCUUGGGCCAGCAGAUGACGACACGCCUCCUGGACUGGAGCAGCAAGGUCUCCUCGCUGCCUGGUUGCUGGGACCUGCUGUGACAGUUUGACACUACUUCUGGCCUCCUGAUUUCUGCUUUCUUCCCUUCCUUCGGACAUUGCCUCUUUGGUCCUGUGGUGCUUAACUCCAUGGAGACUCAGCGCCUACAAAGUGCUUAUUUCACUGUUUUCUUGGGAGCCUCUAAUCAGCUGAGUGACUUUUGAGGUUUGCUGUUUUAGAGAAAAGAUCCUGCCGGGAUCCGCACUCAUUCUCAUAGAACAGUGUCCUUCAGCGGACCCCUAUCCUCACAGGACCAGACAAAGCGCGGCGCGUGGGUGUUCAGAAUGAACUUCUUAUGGAAGACUGAGGCUGGAUCAGAGAUAAAAUUCAAUGUGGCAGAGUGGGAAAGGCUGGAAGACCUGGACUUACAUCCCAGCUUUGAGACUUGUGAACGUUACAGCUUUGGACAAGUUGAUUCACCUCUCCAAGCCUCAGGAUCCUCAUCUUUAAAAUGGGGGUCUCUACCUUACGGGUUGGUGUGGGGAUUAACGGAGAUAACACUUAAAAGGGCCUUGCGUGGUGCCUGGCACGCGGUGCUUUUUGUACCUCUUCUUUCUUGCAUCUGGGUGGGGAGUCACUGCACUACAGGGGAAGACCCUCCACUGGGCAAUUGGGCAGCAGGGGUGGGUGGUGGGGAUGGUCCUUGGCCCCCACCUGUGGCCUGGGUGAGGAGCAGACUCUUGCCCUCCCAGAAAUGGACCAAUGACUAUGAAAAACCCAGCCUGUGAUUUUUCAGUCUAAGCAUUAAAAGCUCCUAAAUCUU
This is a messenger RNA of Rhinolophus ferrumequinum (greater horseshoe bat), 2037 nucleotides long. RefSeq names its product single-strand-selective monofunctional uracil-DNA glycosylase 1 (gene SMUG1). Lineage: Eukaryota; Metazoa; Chordata; Mammalia; Chiroptera; Rhinolophidae. Gene Ontology annotation, biological process: base-excision repair. The transcript is spliced from 3 exons. Gene Ontology annotation, molecular function: single-strand selective uracil DNA N-glycosylase activity; oxidized pyrimidine nucleobase lesion DNA N-glycosylase activity. Bases 333 to 1151 code for a protein of 272 amino acids. The record is from RefSeq and is a predicted model, not a curated record.